Gaeumannomyces tritici R3-111a-1 is the source of this 1304-nucleotide messenger RNA. RefSeq names its product oxidoreductase. NCBI's taxonomy places the organism in Eukaryota, Fungi, Ascomycota, Sordariomycetes, Magnaporthales, Magnaporthaceae. Gene Ontology annotation, cellular component: endoplasmic reticulum. The coding region runs from base 1 to 984 and encodes 327 amino acids. Gene Ontology annotation, molecular function: iron ion binding; procollagen-proline 4-dioxygenase activity; L-ascorbic acid binding. The record is from RefSeq and is a predicted model, not a curated record. Gene Ontology annotation, biological process: peptidyl-proline hydroxylation to 4-hydroxy-L-proline. The transcript has 3 exons.
AUGCUCUCCCUCUCCUACAUCGUCGCCCUCGUCGCCCUAACCAUCUUCGCCUGGGGGCCCGUGGCGCGCCUCCUCGGCCUCGGCGACGGCAGCCCCGGAUAUACCGGGAGCGACAGCACCUCACCAUCAUCAUCAUCAUCAUCAUCAUCAUCAUCGCCCCGCAGCCGCCACCCGCGCCCGAACCUCAACGCGUCCCUCAUCGCCCUCGAAGACGACGACGACGACGACGACGACGACGUCUUCUCCUCCUCCUCCACCACCACCACCUCCUGCCCGCCCGCCACCUACGCCACCCACGUGGUGUCGCGGGCGCCGCUGGUGCUGUACCUGGAAGGGUUCGUGUCGGCCGCCGAGCGCGCGCACCUGCUGUCCCUGGCGGCGGGCGCCUACGAGCCGUCGACGGUGACGGACGACGCCGGGACGCUGCGGCGCGACGAGUCGGUGCGCCUGUCGGACGUGGCCGUGGUCGAGCGCACCCCCGCCACGCGCUGCGUCGAGGCCCGCGCCCGCGCCCUGCAGGGCUGGCGCGACGAGCUGUGGCUCGAGCGCCUGCGCGUGCAGAGGUACGGCGUCGGGGGCAAGUAUGGGCACCACUUUGACUUGUGUGAUAUGAGUGAGAUGGGAAUGGAUGCCCGCCACGGCUACGGCCGCGUCAGCAGCAUGAUGGUCUGGCUCGACGACGGCAACGGCACCCUUGUCGGCGGCGGCACCGAGUUCCCGCUGCUGCGGCGGCCCGGCGCCGACGCGAGGUGGUGCCGAUUCAUCGAGUGUCCCGAGGAGGGCAACGAUAAGGCGUCCAAACAGCAGCAGCCGCAGCGGGGCGUCGUCUUCAAGCCCGUCCUCGGCAACGCCGUCUACUGGGAAAACUUCCCGCCGGGCACCGUGGCCGGCCCGGGAUACGACGAGUCGUGGCACGCCGGCCUGCCAGUCGAGGCGGGGGUCAAGGUCGGAUUGAACAUUUGGAGCUUGGGCAGGUUAGACUAGGUAGUUUGGAGGUAGAGCGCUGGCUUUAUAUAAGCAAAUUGAUCUUUUGGCGGACCACGUUUCCGAGGCCAGCACUUCUCAUUUAGCUCAGGCAGGCGUAGAAUAAGAAAGGCAUACAAAAAGAGAAAACCCACUAACCAAAUGCAGAUAGGCGGAGGCGAGGAGUCGAACAACAAAAUGCAUAAAAAAGAAAGGUGCUCUCCCGCCGGGAAUUGAACCCGGGUCUCGAGCGUUGUUGGUUGACAAGCUCACAUACUAACCACUAUACGACAGGAGAUUGAUGUUACGACUCAUUGGUUGGCAUAUAGACGUGGUGUGGG